CAUCCGACGCGAGUGGACGCGACUUUCCGGGAGUGAUUUUGGGACUGUUGAGUGACCCCGCCGAAACGGUGCAUAAUUAGUGGGCAGUGUGACCAAACUGGUCAAUCUUGUGAGAUUUUGAUUUUCUGAAGAGGAAGAAGCGAUUCGAGGAGAUCGAGCGAAACUCCCGGAACAUUUUGGAUUCCUAAAGGAUAACGAGGGUGCUAAGCUGAUCGUGUUAUCUUGUGGAGAAUAAAGUGUGCUGCAAUGCAGUUGAUAACACUUAAUAAGAUGAGGCUGGUGUGCGUUUUUGCCCUGCUGUUGACCCUGGUCGCAGCCACAUCUAGCACCGACUCGAACGACUCCAAAGAUGUGGACAGUGACCUGAAACGGAUACGAAUAGAUCCGGCGUUACGCAAAGCGUUGCUUCGGGCGUUGCGCCAUCUAAAGGAACGACAAGAGGAGGAGAGCGACGUGCUGAACACGACCGAGGAGAACUUUGCGACCACCAUUUUGGAUGAGAUCCUGGAGGAGAGUACCAGCAGCCAAGACCGAAGUCCCAACGUCAAGUACUACACCGCUGAAACGGAGACGGACAAUGGGGAAAACGAGAUCAUUAAGACUAUCAUCAUCACGAAACCGAAAACGACUCUAACCCCGCCGAAGGAGGACUAUGCCCGUGAUGCCGUCCCAGAUCCAAUCAAGGAACGCGAGAACGAGCUUAUCGAUUCGAACCAAGUUGCCCGCAGCGUUGUGUCCGGAUCGGCCAACGCACUUGGAGAAUCUAAGGAUGACAAAGCGGCGGAUGAUAAGAAGAUUUCGGUAGUCACCGCUGCAUCGGGUAGCAGUACAACGGCUGAGGUUACACCUACCGUGACCACUGUCACUCCUACGACCACUACAACCAAGGGACCCACUCACAACUCUGACGGCGAAAACAUCGAAAAGGUCAAGAGCGAAGACGUCAAGAUCUACCAAGCUCCACUGGUUGCGGCCUUCACCGUUCAGCAGGAUCAACUCGGCGUUCCACGUAACGUGAUCCCACUUCUACAAUCUCUUCCCAAGAAGAACCCCGUUGAAUUCAAGCAAUCCACCCCAAUGGUCUCCACAUCUCAUCCGGUCGCACAGCUCCAGCCUGUGCAGAAUUCACCUCAAGCACCGGCCACCGUUCCCACGCCAAUCCCCCUCAACACACAAGCGCUCGAGGAAAAGACUCGUAUCCUGGAACAACAACUGGUUACCCUGCAAACCCAACAACGCAUCCAGGAACAGCUGUUUCGCUCCAAGAUCCUCCAGGAACAGCAGUUGAUUCUGCAGCAACAGCAGCAACUGCAACAGGAGAGAGCACGCCUCGAAGAGGAAACACGUCGCCGCCUGCAGAGAUUCGAAGAAGAGCAAAACUUGUUCCGCCAGAAACAGAUUCAAUUCCAGCAGCAACAGUUUAAGAUCCAGCAACAGCAGUCCUUCAAGCAGUUCCCAGCUCAGCAAAACCCACAGCAAUCGUUCCCCCAGCAGCAGAAUCAACAACAACAGUUCACUCAGCAACAGCAGCAACAACAGUUCGCUCAGCAACAGAAUCAGCAACAACAACAGUUCACUCAGCAACAAAAUCAGCAACAACAACAGUUUGCUCAACAGCAAAGUCAACAACAACAACAGUUCACUCAGCAGCAAAGUCAACAACUACAAUUCCCUCAGCAGCAGAAUCCGCAACAGCCCUUCCAGCAUCAGCAGCUUCCCCACCUGCAACAACACCAACAAUUCCAGCAGCAGCAGAUUCCACCUCCACCGCAGCCACAGUUCAACCUUGAGCUUCCCCGCAACUCCCCCGCCGUCCAGUUCAUCCCAAGUGUUUCCCUGCCUGGCAAAGCGAUCCCAAUUUCGGUGGAACAACAGCUUCCAUUCAAGGAACCUGUCAACUUCCAGCCAAACAACCAGGCCAAGCCCAACACCGUUGUCGAGCAGGUCAAAUCGAUCAGUCCCCCUGCCCAACAGUUCCCAAUCAUUCCGCCGUCCCCUCCCCAGCUGUCCAAGCAGCAGCUGCUUCCUCUGAAGCCCUUCCAACCGUUCAACGUGAACCCCGCUCCAGCUCCUCUGCCCCUGCAAGCUCCGCUUCCCAUCGAUCAACAGCUGCCCGGACUGCAGCGCACCCGCGUGUUCCGCCACGAAACCGGAACCGGUAACUUCGGUUUCAGCCAAGCCCUUCCCCACCAACAGUCCAACGCUCCCUUCCGGCCCUCGCAACCGAUCCCACUCUUCCAGCAGAACAACGGCUUCACGCCGCUACGCAACGACAACCAGCUCCAGAACCUGCUCGUUCAAUCCGGCAUCACCUCCCGCUCGGCGGAAGAUUUCAACAUCAUCACCAAGGUCCUAGCCCUGAACCACGGCAUCCCGCAGUCCUCCUCGCAGCAAAUGUUCGCCAAGCUUAGUCCCGAGCAGCAGUUGCUGUUCCGGAAGAAGUGAUCGCGCCCACAACAGUAUUCUACCCCCUUCCUCUUCCCCUCCUAAAACAAAUAAGGUUGCGUACUGAAAGAGAAUGCGCGUAUGAGUGCGAGUGGCUGCGUGCGUGAGUUCCGAUGAUGAAUGAGUGUCCGCUAGUGACGCUAGUCUGCCAUAUUUAUUGCGUGUGUGUGUGCAAGUGAGGAGCGCGACUGCCGACACCCACCAACCCACACAACCGAGAGAGAGUGAGCGAGAGUACACACACAAACAACUUUAAACAAAAUAUUUUUCUUUCAUUUUCAUGUCUUUACAACCAACGAACGGAGCAAUCUGCUUGUUUUACGUGUAAUAUUUUGUAAGCGAGAUACCAGUAAAUUAUUUUCUUGAGCAUAUGUAGGUUUAACGUUACGGUCAGUUUGAUUUCCGAUUACGGGAAAGGAGAGCAAACGUUUGGUCCAACCCGCUAACAAAACAAAAAAAAACUUACGUUUAAUACGAUAAGAUUCGAAGAGAACGCAUAAACGCGGACGUGUUAGUACGUGUAAAUGUACUGAUUUAUCGAGAAUAAAUUAAAUUUUUAAUAAA
Molecule: messenger RNA, 3009 nt
Organism: Culex quinquefasciatus (southern house mosquito)
Lineage: Eukaryota; Metazoa; Arthropoda; Insecta; Diptera; Culicidae
Product: transcription factor SPT20 homolog
Exons: 3
Coding region: 247-2445 (732 amino acids)
Source: RefSeq, a predicted model, not a curated record